This is a messenger RNA of Labrus mixtus (cuckoo wrasse), 9793 nucleotides long. RefSeq lists its product as uncharacterized. The record is from RefSeq and is a predicted model, not a curated record. The coding region runs from base 2559 to 9008 and encodes 2149 amino acids. The transcript is spliced from 17 exons. NCBI's taxonomy places the organism in Eukaryota, Metazoa, Chordata, Actinopteri, Labriformes, Labridae.
GUGCAACUGUACAUUCUUUAAAGACUUGUGAGUACAAAAUCAAGAACAACGUGUUCAAAUGGUGCCUUUUUUUUUAACUCUGUCAUCACGGCUAACAAGGAACACAUUUUUUUCAACAAGGAAAGAACAGUCUAGGAAAUAGUAAAUAAAACUUGUCAUGAACAGGAAGUGAGAAACAGUUUGUUGAGCUCAUUGGUUAGCCUGCUGUCAUAAACUCUGGACCCACACAGAGACCCUAUGAAUAUUUCAAAAAAAUGUAUACCACAUAAAUAAUAUUAAUCACAUUGUUGUACGUACAUUAAGUUUAAAUGUUUAUUUAUUUAUUUAUAUUGAAAUGAGUUUGAUUGAAGCUGCAGAGUUUAACAUUGUUGUUUGUAGACCUCGGAUGUUAAAAUCCUGCAUACAAUUUUAAAAUGAAAGAGUACCUAAAGGUAUUAAAUUAAUUCCUAAAUUUAAGCUUGAUUAGCAAUAUGAUUAGAAAUUUCUUAACAUGGAUUUUAAUGAGGAUAAUCAAUAUGUUGAUAUGAUAAUGUUUAUGGGUCUGUAGAGCGUUAAAGGGAAUACAUUAAGCUAAUGACUGGCUCUGAGUAAUAGUAAGAAGAAUUAUUAAUAGUAGAAUAAUCAUUUGACAGACAACAAUACUGUAUGUAUAUGAUCAAAUUAUUACUUCAAAUUAUUAAUAGAAAAAUAUAAUCACAAUCAAUAACUAAAUUUCAAUAGUCAAUCGUGAUUAAUCAACUGUGUGAUCGCAACUCACGUGAGUUUGAUAUGUAUUUUAGUCUUUAAGAGGUAGACACUCCUAAAAUAUAUGUUCAAAAACACUGUGACAGUGGAUUUUUCCAAAAAGUGGAUGUCCCUUUUAAUAAUAUUUUUAAUUGACCAAAAGAUUUCCAACACACUUUUGAAUUGGUGAAACCAACCUUUUACAUGACAGUUUUCUUUUAAAGUGUCAUUAAAUAUUUACAUUCUAUUUAAAAAUGACUUCAAAGGACCAUUUGACUUAAUUGGUUCUAGAGAGGUUAUUAUAUCUUGAAAAUGAACCAAUGGGAAUGGGGCUGGGUGCAAUGAGGUAAGGUAAACGGAAAUAUUAUGGGAAGAGCAACAACUUCAUGCUUUCCGUCUUUUAAUGGUUAAAAGCUCUCAAAAUCGUAUCAUCCUAUCUGGCGCUGGAUUGGAUACAUAACUGAAGCUUAUUGGGUUGGACCCGAGAAGACUGUUGAUGGAGAUCGGAGGUCUCUUUCGAGUACUGACUGCAGCGUGGGUCUUUUGCAUUGAAUAGGACAUGGAUCACUAACAAGGUUUGGUCUCCAAAAAAUAACAAUCUUUUGUUUUUGUGAGAGACUGAUUGUUUAGCCAUGCUGAUAUGUAAGCCACUGAAUAUGUUCAGGGUCUCUAGUGUUGCAGUGAAAUUGUUCUUUAACAUAACACAUUUAGAAUUAUUAAGAUUCAAAGUGAAUUUAUUCCAUUUUAAUUUUUAUAUUUUAAAACUCUACAAAAUUAAUAUCUGAUACAAUGCGUGUUGUAUUUUGUUUGUAUUUAUUCUGAGAGUGGACUGGCACAUCUUUAUAACCCCCACAUCUUGAUUAAAAUGAUAUCUGAGUUCGACAAAGUACAAACUUACUUUGUGGGUAUAUGAGACACUAUGAUUUUAUUUACCGUCUUUGUGGUUUAAAACGGUUACAGCAGGUUGAUGAGUUUAGUUUGUUAUUAAAGCUUAUUGUCUGAAAUGUUAUGAAAAUGUUGGUAAAUUUGAUUAAUCAAAAUAUGAGCAAAGCAAAACAUAAAAGAAGCCAAGGACUGUACUCUAAUUAUGUAUCUUUAAACAUAAAAGUUAUUGUGAAGGAUAACAGAAAUAAAAUCAAUAUACAAUUUGAAAUAGCCCCAUUGUUAAAGGCUGAAUGGAUACUUUCAUAACUUAUCUACACAUAAAUGUCUGUUAGUGGUAGCACAACAUCUAGUGCUUAGACUACAGACUAUAAGACUACAACAAUGAGGGAAAGGGCACUUGUAACUGGAGGAUUUGAUACAUUUAAGGUUGAUGAUUUUUUUUAUUAUUAUUUUGUUCAAACCAAUAUGUGAUUGAAAACAUGUAGAACUUAAAACUUAUCACAAAGUUGUAAAAUAAUAUCAAGGUUCCGACCACAAACAUAAAAAACCUUAAAAAUAUAUCAACAAUACUUUUAAUAUCAGAAACAAAAGGAAAAAAGUUAUUCAACUUUUUUCAGUAACUUUGUUUUUGCUUAUUUGACAUUCCGACAGUUAACACAACAUCAUCACCAAUCAACAUAACAUCAUCACCAAUCAACAUAACAUCAUCACCAAUCAACAUAACAUCAUCACCAAUCAACACAACGUCAUCACCAACGUCAUCACCAAUCAACACAACGUCAUCACCAAUCAACACAGCAUCAUCACCAGUCAGCAUAUCUGCAACAACAUUCAAAAGUGUCUCACAACAAACCACUUCAAAGUCUCAAUCAAUCAAGACAACAUCUUCAGUCAAUGUAACCUCACCAACAGUCAUAAUAACAUCAACACCAGUGUAUGACACCUCGUCCAUGGUCAACAGGGCCCCAACACCAGUUAACCAAACAUCAUCACCAAACCAAAUGACCUCAGCCUCAGUCAAUGUAACCACACCACCAGUCCAUUUAAGCUCAACACAAAUUAAUUCAACAAUUACACUUGCAAACACUAUUUCACCGUUCCUGAAAGCAACUACUCCAAUAAGCAAUACAAUCUCACAUGUUGAUGUCACAUCAUCAUCAAGAGAAAUGACUUCAACUCAAACUAGUGCAACUUCAUUUCCAGACAACACGACCUCACUGCCAAGUGAUAAAACCUCAACAACUGUCAUGGAAACCUCACCUCCAUACAGUAAAACGUCACCAUCCAUCCACCUGACCUCAAACCCAUACAAUACCUCAUCAUCACCAACUGAAACCUCACCAAUUACAGAUUCAACGUCUCUAACAGAAAACCCAAAUUCACCAAAUAUUAGCUCAUCCCCAGUUAACACAACCUCACCACCACUCAACGCCACAUCACCAACAGACAAUGUAAUCUCAUCAUCACAUCACCUGACGUCAUCAAAUGUCAAAGCAUCUACUCAAGAUGUAACCAUGAUCUCACCAACAAGCAAUGGAACCCCAUCAACAGGUCACUUUUCUACAAAACCGUUAAAUGAAACCUCUGUAGGUGCCAUCAAGACUACACCCUCUGCCAAAAUAACUUCACUGCCAGUCAAUGCAACCUCAACUUCAAUCAAUGUCACCUCAUUCACAGUCAACAAAGCCACACCACCAUUGAGUCAAACCGCAGCAGGUGUCACCAUGACAUCAUCAAUUGCUGAAAUUACAUCUCUAACCACCAGUGCAACUUCACCACUAGCGAACAUGACCUCAACAAUUGUCAGCAUUUCCUCUGCACCUGUCACUAAAAGUGAGGCAUAUACCUCAAAUCCAGUAUAUUACACUUCAUCACCAGUCAACAAAACUUCACCAUUGGUCACCAUAACAUUACAAACAGGCAUUGUAACCUCAUCCCUGCAUCCAUCCGCAAAAACUCAAGAUGAAAGCUCAGCAGGUGUAACUGUGACUUCACCAAUAGCUGAAAUGACAUCUCUUAAUGCCAGUGCAACUUCACAAAAUGCCAACAUGCCUUCAACGAUUGUCAGCAUUCCCUCCUCACCUGUCACUAGUGAGGAAUUUACCUCAAGUCCAGUAAAUUACACUUUGUCACCAGUCACUGCAUCCUCACCAGUGACCUCACCACAAGUCACAAUGACCUCACUUUUGACUCAGAUGACUACAACAGCAGUAAGUGCAACCUCAGCACAAACAAUUACUACAACCGGUGCACCAACCACAACAACUACAACUGCCCCACCAGCAGAGCCAAAAAUUAAGUUGGAAUUCAAGUUGCAGCAAACAUUUACACAAGAACUUACAAACCAAUCCUCGCCAGAGUUCAAGAAAUUGAAUGAGCAAGUAACCAACGCGCUCAACACAGUCUAUUCACAAAAAUUUGGACCCACCUUCAAUCAAACUGUCGUCAAAGGUUUCAGUCAAGGAUCCGUUGUGGUAGAUGCUGAGCUGAUAUUCAAUAAGGUAGAAACACUACCAAAUGCUAGCUCUGCAGCUGACACUUUGAAGACUGCUGCUUCCAGCUCUAAUUUUUCUAUCUCUGUAAACACAUCAUCAAUCACUACAACUGUUGUGUUGGCACCAACUGAAGCCCCAGCCACGGCUGCACCUUCAACACAGAUGAAAAGCACUCUCACAUCAGUCAGACAAACCUCUCCUACUGUAAAAUCAUCCUCACCACCAACUAAAACAACCUCUGAAUCACUCCAUUUGACCACAUCGGCAAGCAUUCCAACCACAUCAACAGAACAUGUUACAUCAUCAUCAGCCAAUGUAACCUCAACACGACGUGACAUGGUUACAUCAGUAGCCAAUAUGUCAUCACCAACAGUUGAUGCAACCUCAACUCCAAUCCAUAUUACCUCAUCAACAGUCAACAAAACUUCCCCAAAUGUCACCAUAACAUCACCAGUAGUCUCUGCAACCUCAUCAACUGAACACAAUACAUCAUCAUCAGCCAACAUAAUCACAACACCACUUAACAUGGUUACAACAGUAGUCAGUAUGUCCUCACCACCAGUUAAUACAACCUCAACUCCUAUCCAUAUCACCUCAUCAACAGUCCAUGUAACCUCCCCGCCAUUAAAUGAAAUCACAGCGGGAGUCAACAGGACUUCACCAACUGUUGAAGUCACCUCAGUGCGAGUCAAUGCAACCUCAACUCCAAUCCAUAUUACUUCAUUAACAAUCAACAAAUCUUCACCAAUGGUCCCCAUAACAUCACCAGUAGUCUCUGCAACCUCAUCAACUGAACACAAUACAUCAUCAUCAGCCAACGUAACCGCAACACCACUUAACAUGGUUACAACAGUAGUCAGUAUGUCCUCACCACCAGUUAAUACAACCUCAACUCCUAUCCAUAUCACUUCAUCACCAGUCAACAAAACUUCACCAUUGGUCACCAUAACAUCACAAACAAACAUUGUAACCUCAUCUGUCCAUCCAUCCACAAAAACUCGAAAUGAAAGCUCAGCAGGUGUAACCAAGACUUCUGCAAUUGCUGAAAUGACAACUCUGACGGCCAGGGCACCUUCACCACAUGCCAACAUGACCUCAACGAUUGUCAGCAUUCCCUCCUCACCUGUCACUAGUAAGGCAUAUACCUCAAAUCCAGUAAAUCAUACUACGACACCAGUCUCUGCAUCCUCACCAAUGAACUCACCACAAGUCACAAUGUCCUCACUUUCGACACGGAUGACUACAGCAGCAGUUAGUGCAACCUCAGCACAAAAAAUUACUACAACCGGUGCACCAAGCACGACAAUUACAACUGUCCCACCAGCAGAGCCAAAAAUUAAGUUGGAAUUUAAGUUGCAGCAAACAUUUACACAAGAACUUACAAACCAAUCCUCGCCAGAGUUCAAGAAAUUGAAUGAGCAAGUAACCAACGCGCUCAACACAGUCUAUUCACAAAAAUUUGGACCCACCUUCAAUCAAACUGUCGUCAAAGGUUUCAGUCAAGGAUCCGUUGUGGUAGAUGCUGAGCUGAUAUUCAAUAAGGUAGAAACACUACCAAAUGCUAGCUCUGCAGCUGACACUUUGAAGACUGCUGCUUCCAGCUCUAAUUUUUCUAUCUCUGUAAACACAUCAUCAAUCACUACAACUGUUGUGUUGGCACCAACUGAAGCCCCAGCCACGGCUGCACCUUCAACACAGAUGAAAAGCACUCUCACAUCAGUCAGACAAACCUCUCCUACUGUAAAAUCAUCCUCACCACCAACUAAAACAACCUCUGAAUCACUCCAUUUGACCACAUCGGCAAGCAUUCCAACCACAUCAACAGAACAUGUUACAUCAUCAUCAGCCAAUGUAACCUCAACACGACGUGACAUGGUUACAUCAGUAGCCAAUAUGUCAUCACCAACAGUUGAUGCAACCUCAACUCCAAUCCAUAUUACCUCAUCAACAGUCAACAAAACUUCCCCAAAUGUCACCAUAACAUCACCAGUAGUCUCUGCAACCUCAUCAACUGAACACAAUACAUCAUCAUCAGCCAACAUAAUCACAACACCACUUAACAUGGUUACAACAGUAGUCAGUAUGUCCUCACCACCAGUUAAUACAACCUCAACUCCUAUCCAUAUCACCUCAUCAACAGUCCAUGUAACCUCCCCGCCAUUAAAUGAAAUCACAGCGGGAGUCAACAGGACUUCACCAACUGUUGAAGUCACCUCAGUGCGAGUCAAUGCAACCUCAACUCCAAUCCAUAUUACUUCAUUAACAAUCAACAAAUCUUCACCAAUGGUCCCCAUAACAUCACCAGUAGUCUCUGCAACCUCAUCAACUGAACACAAUACAUCAUCAUCAGCCAACGUAACCGCAACACCACUUAACAUGGUUACAACAGUAGUCAGUAUGUCCUCACCACCAGUUAAUACAACCUCAACUCCUAUCCAUAUCACUUCAUCACCAGUCAACAAAACUUCACCAUUGGUCACCAUAACAUCACAAACAAACAUUGUAACCUCAUCUGUCCAUCCAUCCACAAAAACUCGAAAUGAAAGCUCAGCAGGUGUAACCAAGACUUCUGCAAUUGCUGAAAUGACAACUCUGACGGCCAGGGCACCUUCACCACAUGCCAACAUGACCUCAACGAUUGUCAGCAUUCCCUCCUCACCUGUCACUAGUAAGGCAUAUACCUCAAAUCCAGUAAAUCAUACUACGACACCAGUCUCUGCAUCCUCACCAAUGAACUCACCACAAGUCACAAUGUCCUCACUUUCAACACGGAUGACUACAGCAGCAGUUAGUGCAACCUCAGCACAAAAAAUUACUACAACCGGUGCACCAAGCACGACAAUUACAACUGUCCCACCAGCAGAGCCAAAAAUUAAGUUGGAAUUUAAGUUGCAGCAAACAUUUACACAAGAACUUACAAACCAAUCCUCGCCAGAGUUCAAGAAAUUGAAUGAGCAAGUAACCAACGCGCUCAACACAGUCUAUUCACAAAAAUUUGGACCCACCUUCAAUCAAACUGUCGUCAAAGGUUUCAGUCAAGGAUCCGUUGUGGUAGAUGCUGAGCUGAUAUUCAAUAAGGUAGAAACACUACCAAAUGCUAGCUCUGCAGCUGACACUUUGAAGACUGCUGCUUCCAGCUCUAAUUUUUCUAUCUCUGUAAACACAUCAUCAAUCACUACAACUGUUGUGUUGGCACCAACUGAAGCCCCAGCCACGGCUGCACCUUCAACACAGAUGAAAAGCACUCUCACAUCAGUCAGACAAACCUCUCCUACUGUAAAAUCAUCCUCACCACCAACUAAAACAACCUCUGAAUCACUCCAUUUGACCACAUCGGCAAGCAUUCCAACCACAUCAACAGAACAUGUUACAUCAUCAUCAGCCAAUGUAACCUCAACACGACGUGACAUGGUUACAUCAGUAGCCAAUAUGUCAUCACCAACAGUUGAUGCAACCUCAACUCCAAUCCAUAUUACCUCAUCAACAGUCAACAAAACUUCCCCAAAUGUCACCAUAACAUCACCAGUAGUCUCUGCAACCUCAUCAACUGAACACAAUACAUCAUCAUCAGCCAACAUAAUCACAACACCAGUUAACAUGGUUACAACAGUAGUCAGUAUGUCCUCACCACCAGUUAAUACAACCUCAACUCCUAUCCAUAUCACCUCAUCAACAGUCCAUGUAACCUCCCCGCCAUUAAAUGAAAUCACAGCGGGAGUCAACAGGACUUCACCAACUGUUGAAGUCACCUCAGUGCGAGUCAAUGCAACCUCAACUCCAAUCCAUAUUACUUCAUUGACAGUCAACAAAUCUUCACCAUUGAUCACCAUAACAUCAUCAGCAGUCACUACAACCUCAUCAACAGAAUACACUACAUCAUCAUCAGCCAAUGUAACUUCAACACCACUUAACAUAGUUACAUCAGUAGUCAGUGUGUCGGCACCACCAGUAAAUGCAACAUCAACAUCAACUCUAAUCCAUAUCCCCUCGUUAACAGUCAACAAAACUUCACCAUUGGUCACUAUAACGUCAUCAACAGUCACUACAAUCUUAUCAACAGAACACAUAACAUCAUCAUCAUCAUCAUCCAAUGUAACCACAACACAAGUUCAUGUGGAUACAUCAGUAGUGAGUGUGUCUUCACCACCAGUUAACACAACCUCAACUCCAAUCCAUAUCACCUCAAUGACAGUCAACAAAAUUUCACCAUUGGUCACUAUAACAUCACCAGCAGUUACCACAACAUCAUCAAAAGAACACAUAACAUCAUCACCCAAUGUGACCUCACUUUCAUCUCGGAUUACUACAGCAGCAGAAAAUUCAACCUCAAUUACCACAACUGGUGCACCAACCACUACAACCACAACUGCUCCACCAGCAGAGCCAAAAAUUAAGUUGGAAUUCAAAUUGCAGCAAACAUUUACAAAAGAACUUACAAACAGAACCUCGCCAGAGUUCAAGAAAUUGAAUGAGCAAGUAACCAAUGCGCUCAACACAGUCUAUUCACAAAAAUUUGGACUGAGCUUCAAUCGAACUGUCGUCAAAGGUUUCAGCCAAGGAUCUGUUGUGGUAGAUGCUGAGCUGAUAUUCAAUAAGGUAGCAACACUACCAAAUGCUAGCUCUGCAGCUGACACUUUGAAGACUGCAGCUUCCAGCUCUAACUUUUCCCUCUCUGUCAACACAUCAUCAAUCACUACAACUGUUGUGUUGGCACCAAUUGAAGCCUCAGUUGUCUCUACAACACUGACAAACAAAACUCCCUCACCAGCACUCCACAUGUCCUCACCAACUGUCAAUGCAACCACUCAUACUGUCUCUGGCAGUCCAUUUAAACUCCCCAAAGGUCUGUGUGAUAACACUGUCACCAAAUGCAACCUUAAGUCUUACUAUGUAUGUGUUACAUAACCAGUACCACUAAGAAACAAAGUGUUGCUACAAGAUACAACUGCAUGAAACCAGUUCACACAACUCUAUUUUCAGGUAAAACUCUUCACUUUCUUUGAAUUUCUCUGCUAAAUACAAAUGAUUUUGAAUCUAUUUUUUCCCAUUCUUUUGUUCUUUCAUAUUUGGUUAUACAACUAUAACAUUAGCUGUCUGUUUUCUAAAAGUGGUGAAAUUAACUAGUUAACUGCUAACUGUCCCUGAGAGGCAAAGCUUAUCAAAUCAACAAAUGCUAAUUAGCAUACAUCCACCCCAAAUCUAAAAUCUACUUAAUUUGACAUACUGAAGAGAGAUGAGGUUUGAGUUAAUUGAAAACAGUAUUUCUUGAUUUUGUAACAGUAAAUUAUUUUUCUUGUAUUGCACGUGGAUAUCUCCAUUUAAAACUUUCCGGUUUGUCUUGUCUAGAAAGAAGAAGAACAUAAGGAUAACUUUUCUCAUGUAUUAUUGUAGUUACGGGUCAUAUUGGGUCACCGCUUAUCUGGUAUAAAACAAUGUGAACAUACUUCCUAUAGAAGUGCUGCAAAAGAUACUUUGUUGGCUGCUGAAAACACUGUCUAUACUCAGCAUCAACCCAUCAUGUUUGUUUUUUCAAUAUUUUACAGUAGACAUAGACAUACUACACUACAUAGACAUACUGUUGAAACAUAAUAAAAAUGUGAUUGAACAUAUGUGAAUAACACUAUUUUAAUAUUUUUUCCAGUUUUUCUUGAACAAACUAAUCACCAACGUCAACUACUGCUGCCACAGUU